GUGACUCACUCUCACCAAGCGGUGAAGAUGAAUGUCUUCAAGAGUAGUAUUUUGGCUUUAGCUAAGAAUUUCAGAAAGUGUUCGAACAGGAUAAUUUCUUAUAAAAUUGGGGACACUGCAGAGCUGACAAAGACAUUCACCAAAGAGGACGUGUCGGUUUUUGCUCAAAUAACUGGAGACUCGAACCCAAUUCACCAAGAUGAAGAUUUCGCGAAGUCGAGUUUAUUUGGACGACCCAUAGUGCAUGGGGUAUUGGUUAAUGGUUUGAUAUCUGCUGUUCUUGGCACCAAACUCCCUGGUCCAGGCACAGCAGUUUUAUCACAAGAAUUGAAGUUUCUAUCCCCUUUAUACAUUGGGGAGCCUGUCACAGCUAGGAUAGAAAUCUCUAAGAUGAAUCGCCGUUUGGUACAGUGUCAGGCAAUUUGUUUCGUACCUGCUAGGGAUAAGAUAAUUCUCACUGGCACUGUGAAACUCUUGGCUCCAAGUGGUUUGGACCUUAACUCACAUGAGACCAGUUGAAAUGACAUUUGAUGGUUGGUGACACAGGCAAGUUUUCAUCAAGAUGAUCCACGGCAAGAUGUCCACUUUGUGGUGUAGAGCUGGCGAAACUUCUGGACUGAUCAAAUAUGGCGUCCCUGCCCCUGGACC
Messenger RNA from Lingula anatina, 648 nucleotides. RefSeq names its product hydroxyacyl-thioester dehydratase type 2, mitochondrial. Gene Ontology annotation, cellular component: mitochondrion. The record is from RefSeq and is a predicted model, not a curated record. Lineage: Eukaryota; Metazoa; Brachiopoda; Lingulata; Lingulida; Lingulidae. Gene Ontology annotation, molecular function: (3R)-hydroxyacyl-[acyl-carrier-protein] dehydratase activity. Gene Ontology annotation, biological process: fatty acid biosynthetic process.